This is a messenger RNA of Cladophialophora yegresii CBS 114405, 1617 nucleotides long. RefSeq lists its product as uncharacterized. Lineage: Eukaryota; Fungi; Ascomycota; Eurotiomycetes; Chaetothyriales; Herpotrichiellaceae. The record is from RefSeq and is a predicted model, not a curated record. The transcript is spliced from 2 exons. Bases 1 to 1617 code for a protein of 538 amino acids. Gene Ontology annotation, biological process: protein ubiquitination; negative regulation of gene expression via chromosomal CpG island methylation. Gene Ontology annotation, molecular function: ubiquitin protein ligase activity.
AUGUAUGUGAAGGGAGACGAGACCCAUACCUGCAAUUAUGCGUCCCGUGGAGGGACUCCCACGAAAGUCGAAGACCAAGAACAAGUGUUAGCUGAUGGCGUUGCCCUUAGGCAACGCGAACUGGCUAAUGCCGCAGCACACGGGGGAGCAGACAGCGAAUACCCGACAUUAGGACCAGGUCAAAUCACCGAUCCAUUACACUACGGCGACAUAGAUACGUCCCGAAUGUGUGGGCCUGGCGCAUACGGAGCAGCCGGUGUGCCUCGCAUUAAACGUGAGUCUUCCGAAGAGUUGGAAGAAGGAGAAAUUCCCAGGUACCAUGAUGAGGACAGCCUGUUCGUUUCCCAACAUGACGCCCUUCCCAAUACGGACACAGGCCGUGGACAGCGCGCAGCUCUAGGCCCUGAUGCGCCUACAGCAGCUCCUCAUCCGACCAACCCAGAGACGCCAAUCACCAAUGAGGUCCCUAAAGGAUGUGAAUGCGCAAUAAAUCACGACUGUCCACACAGACAUAAUACGCUCUCAGAUUGUCGCCCCUUGGUACAAGAGAAUCCCGAAUGGGGGAAGAGGAAGAAGGAGUUUCACGAAAACUACCACUCAGAACCAUCCCUCAACGGCAACCGUCAGGAAGAGACCUUUGCGGGGCUACAAGAAGCGAACACUUUCCGUAAGCGGCUCGCCACCGUCGUACACCGAACCCACCAGUCAAAGCUGUUACACGACGACUUCAAAAACAUUGCGGCGUCGAUUCGGAUGUUCCAUUACAACUCAGUCACCAAGGAGACAUUAGCAGAGUCUCGCCUUCUGGACCGCCUUAAGAGCUUUCUCAGCACGAGCAACAGACCAAGGCUAACAAGCUUACAGCUUCCAACCGAGGUCAUCGAAGAUCUAACCAUUCUCCUCACGAAAUGGCAGGCCGAGGACUUUAGUGUACGCGCCCGCCGAGGCUGUCGCUUCAACCCGGAAACCAACCAAUGGUCCAUUGAGCCGGACUGUCCCUUCCGCCGCAAGUCGGACUACUACGGCCACGGGCACCUUGUCAACGGGCAAGUCUGGCUCUACCGGAUCGACAUGGUACGCGACGGCGCACACGGCGCCACGAGGGCCGGCAUUGCAGGGAGCAUAGACAACGGCGCAACCAGCAUCGUCGUCAGUUCCAAGGAAUCCAAGGGCAACGAAUACGCCGACGUCGAUCGGAGAGACUACAUCGAAUAUAUGAGCACUGCGCUAAAACGCGAAGAAGGCGACAAGAGAGCCACGAAUGUCAAAGACCUAGACGACCAUCGUGCCGACCGCGUCACGAGGAACAAGAAAGGCCAAGAUCCCACGGACGAUACCAAGAAACUCAUCACGUCCUACAGGACGGGCAAGCCCGUGCGUGUCUUUCGCGGGUUUCGACUGCGGAAGAUCGUGCCCCUUCGACCGAAAGUCGGGUUCCGGUACGAUGGACUUUACAUUGUGACCAACUACGAGCUGCUCAACGAGGACAGGCAGAUCUACAAGUUCUACCUGGAGAGGAUGAGGGACGGGCAAGGGCCGAUCAGGAACGUGUCCGCGCCGAUUCAGGACGAUGACAGGGGAAGGCCGAGGAAACGGACACGAGACUGCGUCGAGUAA